AUGCGCGCCGCCACCGUCCUCGCCGCGGCGCUUCCGGUGCUCGGAGCGUCUGCCCGCCUCAUCGGCGUCAAAGUGCCGUCGACCAUUGCGCCGGGCGACACCUUCACUGCCAUCAUGAUCAACGAGAUCUACAUCCAGACCGUCUACGAUGUCGCCAUCGCCUUCGGCAUCGACACGCCGCCCGGGCACGAGGGCUACAUCGGCCAGGUCGUCGGGUCCCAGUACCUGGGCCCGGCGCUGUCCAACCAGGGCCAGAACCUCAACCUGACCGUCACCAUGCCGUCGUCGGCCCAGAAGGGCACCGACCAGGUCUUCUACGCCGCCUUGUACAGUCUGUACGGCGUCAGCUCCGGCCCGACCAUCUCCAGCUUCAACGUCACCACCACGAUUGGGGAGGUGACUUCGGACGACUAUGUCAGCAGCUUGUAG
Molecule: messenger RNA, 429 nt
Organism: Diplodia corticola
Lineage: Eukaryota; Fungi; Ascomycota; Dothideomycetes; Botryosphaeriales; Botryosphaeriaceae
Product: signal peptide-containing protein
Exons: 1
Coding region: 1-429 (142 amino acids)
Source: RefSeq, a predicted model, not a curated record